Molecule: messenger RNA, 1530 nt
Organism: Chlorella variabilis
Lineage: Eukaryota; Viridiplantae; Chlorophyta; Trebouxiophyceae; Chlorellales; Chlorellaceae
Exons: 15
Coding region: 1-1530 (509 amino acids)
Cellular component (GO): membrane
Source: RefSeq, a predicted model, not a curated record
AUGACCACAGUCAUGUUUGUGGGCAUGAGCUUCUGCCUGCCACUGGCCUUCUUCCUUGAGCACCGGCAGCGCCAGCGUGCCCAGAAGAUGGCAGCAAGUACUGACGCAGCCGAGCCGCUGCUGGCGGGCAAUGGGGAGGGCACCCUGCAGGCACCCGGCGCCCAGCACAGCGAGCUAGCCCAGGCGCUCAUGCUGUUGAUUCCUACUGCCUUUGAUCUCAUUGCCACGGUGCUCAUGAACGUUGGGCUGCUGUCAGUGACUGCUUCGGUGUACCAGAUGAUGAGGGGUGCCGAGAUGCUGUUUGCGGCGUUGUUUGCCGUCGUCUUCCUGCGUCGCAGCCAGUGCGUGCAGGCCGCGCAAAUCACAUUUGAAGACUUCUUCAUGGCUGACCUGGCCAUUCCGCCCCUGAAAAUUGUUGGCUACGAGGGCGUGCUGGGAGCCUCUGCCAUGCUGCUGCUGGUGCUGCCUAUCGUGCAGCGCCUGCCCGGCGUGGAUGGUCAGGGCCUGCAUGAGGACUCUGUGGAUACCUGGCAUAUGAUCACGCACAGUAGCGUGAUUGCCACCGUGCUGAUUGUGGAUGCCAUUGCGCUGCUAAUGUACAAUGUCUCGGGCAUGUGCGUCACCGGCCACCUGGGGGCUGUAUUCAGGACGGUGUUGGAGACCACGCGCACCCUGUUUGUCUGGCUGGUGGACCUGGUACUGUUCUACACCCCUCUUGGCAUGGGCAAGCUGGGCGAGAGCUGGAGCGUGUACAGCUGGAUCCAGGCGGCCGGCUUUGUGGUACUCGUGACGGGCACUGUGGUGUACGGCAAGGGCGACGAGGCUGAGAUGGCCGAGGAGAUUGCGGAGGGCCACUACGUCGAGGACACGGAGCAGACGGCAGCGCAGCCCACUCUGCCGCCCGCCGUGCAGGAGGAGCUGCAGCUUCAAGCGGCCGCCUUUUGUGAGCAGCACCCCGAUUUGGCUGAAGGCGCCAAAGAUCUUCGGCGUGCAACGGCACUGGUGUCGCCGCCUGGUGGUGGCCCAAACGUCUCGUUCCACAUGUGGGUAUACGAUGACCACGAUUUCGUAUCGGGAUUCAUAAACGACCUGGGCGGAAAGGUCAAGGUGGGGGAAUUCGAGAUGGCUCGCCUCGACGACUUGCUGGGCGACGCUGCAAAGGCGCUCGCCGGCCAGGCCGGGGUAAUGAAGAUUGACGUGGAGGGGUACGAAAGCAAGGCUUAUGGUGGUGGCGCAUGCUUCAUGUCCACAGUUCGCCCCGAGUACAUUCUAGCAGAGAUCAACGGGCCUGCCCUCGCAGCUGCAAGCGGGGCCACGUCCAACGACAUGUUUGAGCUGUACACCUCGAUGGGUUACGAAUUGCGCUUUGGAAAUCAGGGGUUUGACUCACCCAUACAGCCGCCCAGCAGCUUUGACAGCCUGGCCGAAAGGUCCCAGUCCUCCUGGCGAGACGCCAAUUUUUACCUCACGCUCAAACCGGCUCUCAAGCCGCUACAGGCGCAGGCGCAAGAGCGCAUAGCAUCACCUUGA